Stomoxys calcitrans (stable fly) is the source of this 871-nucleotide messenger RNA. RefSeq names its product protein cornichon (gene cni). Bases 192 to 626 code for a protein of 144 amino acids. NCBI's taxonomy places the organism in Eukaryota, Metazoa, Arthropoda, Insecta, Diptera, Muscidae. The record is from RefSeq and is a predicted model, not a curated record. Gene Ontology annotation, biological process: endoplasmic reticulum to Golgi vesicle-mediated transport. Gene Ontology annotation, cellular component: COPII-coated ER to Golgi transport vesicle; endoplasmic reticulum membrane. The transcript has 5 exons.
GCAACCCUGUUAUGUCAUAACUGUCAAAAAUCAUGACAAACCUUCGGACGAACUAAAUACAAGGGAAUUUAUAGAACAAAAAAUAAGGUGUUUUUCUCCAGUAGGAUAUCUAUUGAGUGUAUUGCGAGGAAGAUACACACCAUCGUAAAACAUUUUCAUACCCGCCUUUUUAUCUUGGUCAGGCAGUAGCAAUGGCAUUCAACUUCACGGCUUUCACAUAUAUAAUUGCUUUAAUAGGAGAUGCAUUUUUGAUAUUCUUCGCUAUAUUUCAUGUUAUCGCUUUCGACGAAUUGAAAACUGAUUAUAAAAAUCCAAUAGACCAAUGCAAUAGCCUGAAUCCGUUGGUGUUACCGGAAUAUAUACUUCACAUAUUCCUUAAUUUAUUAUUUUUGGUUUGUGGCGAAUGGUUUUCAUUGUGCAUCAAUAUACCAUUGAUUGCAUAUCAUAUAUGGCGCUACAAAAAUCGUCCCGUGAUGUCUGGGCCUGGCCUGUAUGAUCCCACAACAGUUUUAUCUUCAGAUAACUUGACCAAAAAUAUGCGUGAGGGUUGGAUCAAAUUAGCUAUAUAUUUAAUUUCAUUCUUCUACUACAUCUAUGGCAUGGUAUACUCUCUAAUCUCAACGUAGAUGCAUAGAAAAUUGAAAGAUACCGUUCAUCAUAGCCUCGUCUCGUCCACACACAUAUUGAAAUCACAAAAAAAUCAUCCUAGCCGUUUCAAUGAUUUGUGUGUAAAUUCACAAACACACCUGUCUAUGUCAUUUUCCCUUUAAUUUAAUAUUAUAAUUUCAUUUAUUAUUAAUAUAGCAAACAUAUAAUUAAUAUUUGUUUCAAGAUCUAAAAUAAUAAAAGAGAGAUAUUUAAUUUAAGACAA